Molecule: messenger RNA, 1942 nt
Organism: Limulus polyphemus (Atlantic horseshoe crab)
Lineage: Eukaryota; Metazoa; Arthropoda; Merostomata; Xiphosura; Limulidae
Product: phosphatidylinositol 3,4,5-trisphosphate 3-phosphatase and dual-specificity protein phosphatase PTEN-like
Exons: 12
Coding region: 63-1529 (488 amino acids)
Biological process (GO): cell motility; protein dephosphorylation; negative regulation of cell population proliferation
Cellular component (GO): cytosol; cell projection; plasma membrane
Molecular function (GO): inositol-1,3,4,5-tetrakisphosphate 3-phosphatase activity; protein tyrosine phosphatase activity; phosphatidylinositol-3,4-bisphosphate 3-phosphatase activity
Source: RefSeq, a predicted model, not a curated record
CCCGAUAACUAACUGUGUUCCUGUCUGACCUGAGAAGUGUAUUUGGUAGUUGUUUAAAUGUCAUGAUUUAUGGCUUUUUUUCGGUGACAGUGGUUGGUUUCAACUCACUUACUAACCUCAGAAAGAUGGCAGCAAAAAUCAAGGUCCUGGUUAGCAAGAAAAAGCGUCGGUAUCAGGAAGAUGGAUUUGACCUAGAUUUAUCUUAUAUUUGCAACAAUAUCAUUGCUAUGGGUUUUCCAGCUGAAAAACUAGAAGGAAUUUAUCGUAAUCAUAUUGAUGAAGUUGUACGGUUUCUAGAAACCAGACAUAAAGAUCAUUAUAAGAUAUACAACCUUUGCUCAGAAAGAAACUAUGACACAGGAAAGUUCCAUCAACGGGUAGCACAGUAUCCUUUUGAUGAUCAUAACCCUCCAAGACUCGAAUUAAUGAAGCCAUUUUGUGAAGAUGUUGAUCACUGGAUCUCUGAUGAUAAGAAUAAUGUUGCUGCCAUCCAUUGUAAAGCUGGGAAGGGUAGAACAGGAGUUAUGGUAUGUGCCUACUUGUUACAUAAACAGAUCUGCUCAACACCUGAAGAUGCUAUGAUUAUGUAUGGUCAAGCACGAACUCUUGACCAGAAGGGAGUUACGAUACCAAGUCAGAGAAGAUAUGUGAACUAUUAUGGUGAGCUAGUCAGUAAGAACAUUGAGUACAAACCUUUGGCAUUGAUUUUGAGGUCAGUAAAACUUGACCCAAUCCCAAUUUGUACUGGAGGAACAAGUAGUCCAUAUUUUGUAGUGUACCAACUAAAUGUGAAGUUAUACACAUCCCCUGUGAUAGAGUUCAGAAAAGGCUCAAAGUUCCUACAUUUUGAGAUUCCUCAGUCAAUACUAGUGUGUGGGGAUAUAAAAAUUGAUUUCUAUAACAAGCCCAAAAUGAUGAAGAAGGAAAAGAUGUUCUCAUUUUGGUUCAACACAUUUUUUGUAAAGUCUUUGGAUGAACCUCCUAGUGGAGUCAUACAAGCUAAUGGUUUCAUAGAGCAAAACAACUCAACCUCAAGUAACAACUGCAACCUGAAGAAGGAGUAUGAAAGACAGAAAAGCAAAUCAGAAAGGGAUUCUAGUUCUGUGUCUCUCCCUAAGCUUGAAACAUCUGAAAGGUUUGAAAGAUCAGAGCGUGAAGAGAGCUGUAUGUCAUUAUCAAGGUUGCAGCAUAAUUAUACUCAGUGUCAGAGGUGCAGAUAUAGGCACUGGAGUGGGGAUGAUGAAGGAAGACUUUUCACACUUAUUUUGCCAAAAAAUCAGCUUGACAAGGCCAACAAAGAUAAAUCUCAUAAACUUUUCAGCCACAAUUUUAAGGUACAACUCUACUUCAGCAAAGUAAAUGAAGCUAUGAACAAGUCCCCUUUUCUAGAGCACAGGGAACUCUCGCCAAGUCAUAGUUUUUGUGAUAGUUCUAGUUUUCAUGGUGAUGACUACAGUGAUGUAGAAGACACAGAAACAGAAACGGAAGAUGAGGAUGAUGAAUGGGAAGGGGAGUCCACCUAUUUAUGACUGACUGACUUCACUCGGCAUCCCACAUUAACCUGCUAACCUCCACCUUGGUGUUUUGUAAUCUGUGUCUCCUGCCCUGUGAAGCCUGACCAUUGGUCUUGUGCUGUUUAUUUGUUGUAUUGACUGACCACAAACAAGAGCUUCCUCUCUGUUUACUCCCUGUUUGUGUUAAUAAGAAAAAAGCUGUGAAGUUGACGUCAUCAACCUUCCCAGGGACAGGGUACUUGUACAGUAGCAGAUCUAGAAGACUUCAUGACUUCAUUAGUGCUCAGUUUUUGUUGAGUAUCCCCUUUGUAUGGGAUCAACUUUGAAAUCGACACUACUGAACAUCUUGUUAGCCAUGUGGUUAAGUAAAAUGUAGCUGGUGUACUUAUAUUUAAAAAAUGUGUACAUACAUUUAUAUAUAUAUAUAU